Messenger RNA from Protobothrops mucrosquamatus (brown spotted pit viper), 1054 nucleotides. Its product is annotated as pro-neuregulin-2, membrane-bound isoform. Gene Ontology annotation, biological process: animal organ development; cell differentiation; activation of transmembrane receptor protein tyrosine kinase activity. NCBI's taxonomy places the organism in Eukaryota, Metazoa, Chordata, Lepidosauria, Squamata, Viperidae. The annotation marks the transcript as partial. Gene Ontology annotation, molecular function: chemorepellent activity; protein tyrosine kinase activator activity. The record is from RefSeq and is a predicted model, not a curated record. The transcript is spliced from 3 exons.
AUGUUCCUCCGUUGCUGCUGUAGUGGCGGCGGCAGCCGCUGGCUGCUGCGUCUCCUAUUCGUGCUGGGUGUUUCGGCCCUAGCCGGGGCGGCCGCGUCGUGCUCUUCUUCCUCGCCACUCAGCGAGGAUUCGGUGCAGGGGCUGGUCCGGCUCGCUGCCGUGGUGAUCGAGGGCAAGGUGCUGGCGCACAGCGUGGCCGAACUAACGGCUGGCCGGAUAGGAGAAGGAGAAGGAGAAGGAGAAGAAGAAGCAACGACGUCGCUGGUGUCACCGCCGCUGUUGAGGCUGUCCGUGCAACCUGCCGCCGCCGCCACCACCACCAUCAUCCCCGCUUUCACCUCCAGCUCCUCCUCCUCUUCCUCGUCCUCCUCCUCGGGAACGAUCCUCCCCUCCUCGCCGGCUCCCAGCCCCCCGCUCCCGCACCUCGGCAGCCCGAGCCCGGCGCCCGCCUCCGCCGUAGCUCGAGUGCGCGUGCACCAGGUGUGGCCGGCCAAAAGCGGCGGGCUGCGGAAGGACGCGCUGCUUUGGCUGCUGCUCGGAGAGCGGGGCUCCGCUUGCGGGAGCGCCUUGAAGGAAGAGAGGCGCUACAUCUUCUUCAUGGAGCCCCUGGGAGCUGCGAGCGGGAACAGCAGUGAGCCGCCGCCGCCGCCGCCGCCGCUGCUCUUCCGAGCGUCUUCCCCGCCCCUGGAGACGGGCAGGAAUCUGAAGAAGGAGGUCAGCAGGGCGCUGUGUACCCGGGGAUGUGCUGUGCCUCCUAAAUUGAAGGAGAUGAAAAGUCAAGAAUCUGCUGUGGGUCAGACAUUAGUUCUCAGAUGUGAAGCCAGUUCUGAGCACCUCUCUCUCAAAUUCAAAUGGUUAAAGAAUGGACAAGAAAUAACAAAAAGAAACAGACCAGAAAAUAUCAAGAUUAAGAGCCCAAAAAAACAAAAAACAUUCUCAGAACUCCGCAUUACUAAAGCUUCGUUGGAUGACGCUGGGGAAUAUACAUGUAAAGCAAGCAACAGAUUUGGAGAUGACACUACUAAAGCUCAAAUCACUGUUACAGACACCAGUG